Molecule: messenger RNA, 2490 nt
Organism: Mizuhopecten yessoensis (Yesso scallop)
Lineage: Eukaryota; Metazoa; Mollusca; Bivalvia; Pectinida; Pectinidae
Exons: 4
Coding region: 75-1640 (521 amino acids)
Source: RefSeq, a predicted model, not a curated record
GUCGGACAGGAACUUAGUGCUUGACCAGUAGUGUUCAUUCGGACUAGGACCAGGCAAGUCAUCUAGCAGCAACCAUGAUGAAAUCAAUGGUCUCGUUAGGAUUGUGCUUUAUCCUACUUUCAAUUUUCACCACAACUAACGGUCAACCCCCGUUCCGGACCUUUCCUCGGAGAGGCCCUCCGCCCAGAUUCAUAAGAGGAUUUCCUGGUCCGCCAAGAUUCGGUGCAUUCAAUUUCAUGCCGCCUUUUCGCAGGCCAGCAUUUAUUGGAGGCAAUGUUUUCGGACCACCGCUGGUAGGUGGUCCAGGAAUCGGAGGUAGGCCAAUUUUUUCCCAACAAGGCAAUGCUAUCUUCAACGGAAAUCCAUUUGUUUCACCGUUUUCACCUGUAAAUGUUUUGAAUAAUGGAAAUGUGGGAUUUCCGACAAACACUUUUAUACAGGGAAAUGGAUUCGCAAAUACGGGAAUACCCCCCAAUUUAGGCAUUGGAACAACAAACACUGGUAAUGUAGGUUCGACAACGAAUACAAUUGCAAAUCUCCCAUUCGGCACCACAAACGCACGCCCCGGGGGAGUGGUAACCCAGACUUCCAAUACAUUUGGGAACGUCCCAUUCAGUCCUGCGAACGCUGGUACCGGGGGAGCGAUAGCUCAAGGGGUGGGGCCCGCAAACAGUCAAUUUCCCACGGGAAUUCAAGGCGGUUUUCCUGCAACCGUUAAUACCGGCUUUACUGCACCGGUGAAUAAUGUUUUUCCCGGGCCCAUUCCGAACACCGGUUUUCCUGGACCAAUACCAAAUACCGGCUUUCCGCAACCAGGCUUUAUUGGAUCGGUAAAUACCGGCUUUCCAGGAACGAUACCAAAUACGGGAAACGUACUUCCAACACCUACAAACACUAUCGGCGGUACUAACACUCUUACCGGAAGUGGGGUCACAGCCGGCACCUUUUCAAAUCAAUUUCUAUUGAAUAAUGGCGUUCCAGCUUUGGCACAGGUUAACAGUUUAGGAACGCAGGUAACAAGCAAUGUUCAGCCAGAUGGAAAUCAAGACAAUAUGGUACUUGCUGCCGGAAACAGCUUCGCAAACAGAUUUACUCUUAUGGGUGGUGAUGGUGCUGCACCAAUAGGAAUGAUGGGAGGAGAGACCGGUGUUGGCUCCUUCCAGGAUCCGACUUCAGGGCAGACUAUAGCUGGCAACACUCUGGUAAAUACCGGGGCAGGCAACACUCUGGUAAAUACCGGGGCAGAAUUUGUAGUCCCGGUUGUAGACCCUGUAGGUGCCAGCGUCCCAAUCCAGGGAACCGAACUUUCCCCAGAUGUAGCCGUUAUUGGAACUAUUGGUACGACGGAUACAGGAGCUGUGGAUCCAAACACCCUCCCAGCAACAACUGUAGGGUCUAAAUGCCAAGCAACCGGAUGUCAGGGCGGUCAACAAUGUGUGUUUGCUGGGGAGUAUCCUUGUGCCAUGUAUCUCGAAUCACUUGAGUGUCGAUGUCAAGCAGGUUGUCGCGUGAGGAACUUCUUUAUCCCUGAGGGCCAGUCUCGGCAGACGGAUAGUUGUGGGAACGUCUGCUCCUGUGAGCAGACGGGAGAAAACAGGGGCACGGCGCAGUGUACGACGAUCAACUGUCCACAACCAUAAAUCGUGACGGAAGUGACAUUUUCUAUCGGGGCGUCAAAUCUACUGCCAUUCGUCCAAUCGGUAAAGACUGGAGCUUGUGUUUGACCAGUGUUGGAGUCUAGAGUUUUACCAAAUGAAGCCACAUGUGUGCUGAUUUCACGAAGGGAAAGAAAGUAUGACGACUGAUCAAAAUUUCUUCAAGGAGAAAAUUAUGAAAAAAUAUUUUACAGAUUACUUAAGGGUAUAUAUAUGCUUUCUGAUAUACAAUACUUAUGAUCUAUUUAAAGUUAUCUCUCUUUAAACAAACGUGUACUAUCUAAUAUUCCAGACUGAUCUAGUAAAUAUCUAAGCAUGCCCUUCAAAUGUAUCGAUAGUCAAUCGAAAGAUAUCGUACAUAUUUGUUAAUUCGGAACUCUUUGGAAAAGGCAUACCACAGUCAGGUAGCAUACAGCCCGAACACAUUUUCUUAGUUAAAAUAUAGAAAAAAAGGGAAUGUAAAAUUGUGAAAGAGGGUGGGGCGUAGGGGUGGAUAAUAGAAGAACAAGAAUUCAAAUGCAAAAAGUAGCCUUUUCCAUAAAUUAACUACUACAUUAUCAACUACAUUAGCAUUGGUAUGAGGUAGAUCACCAAUAGUGAUGUCCCCCCCAAACAAAGAGGAUCAUUUUAAUUAGUAUAGAUGUACGUUAUUCCACACCAAUCAGACUUUUGAAAGAAGUGCAAGUGAAAUGAAAGAGAUACAUUUUUUUUCGGAGAGGUUAAGAAAACUAUAUACAAUGUACAUAUAAUUGUUGAUUGUUUCUCAUUUUGUAUUACGUUACAUUGACUUACCUAUAUACAUAUAUGAAUGUCUCAUUAAAUGUUUUAAAUAUGC